Molecule: messenger RNA, 3254 nt
Organism: Lucilia cuprina (Australian sheep blowfly)
Lineage: Eukaryota; Metazoa; Arthropoda; Insecta; Diptera; Calliphoridae
Exons: 6
Coding region: 109-3084 (991 amino acids)
Biological process (GO): regulation of transcription by RNA polymerase II
Cellular component (GO): nucleus
Molecular function (GO): DNA-binding transcription factor activity, RNA polymerase II-specific; RNA polymerase II transcription regulatory region sequence-specific DNA binding
Source: RefSeq, a predicted model, not a curated record
CUCUAAAAACAAAAACAACAAAUUUACUAUGAAGUUAUUUUUGCAAAUGCCUUUUCGUGAAAAACUUUAUUAAUUUGACAAAAAAAAAACAUCAUCGCAAAAUACACAAUGGAACAAAAGAAAUGUGUUUUAGGCUGUUCUUUAUCCAAUAAUCUUUACACUUUUCCUAGCAGUACAACGGAAUGUAAAAGAAGAAAAUUAUGGCUGGACUUUUUUAAUAUACAGGAGCCAAAUACUGCUUAUAUUUUUGCUUGUGAGCAACAUUUUUCGUUUUUACAAACCACAGAGAAAGGUUUAAAAGAUAAUGCGAUUCCUGAUAUACCCAUAAUAUGUAAUGCAGACACAUUAACCUUUCAAAGAAACAUGGAAAAUUGGAGAAAAAAUGUUAUAGUGGUCACUCCCAAAGAUCCAGAGUUUGUAAUUUAUCGUCAUGAAACGGGAGUAUAUCCGCAAAAUCUUUUUAGUGAAUCUACAAUAGUUCAGCCAACAAUGCAAGUUCCUGUGAUUAAAUCUAUUUCAUGCUCCAUGUCCACACAAACGAAUACACGACUCUGUGGUUCAGUACAGAUUUCAGUUAUCACAGAGGAGUAUCGUUUAAAUUGUUUCUAUUGUACAGAAACAUUUCUCUUACAGAAUUGGUCCAAAUUUGUCAAACAUAUGAAAGACAAACAUUUCGCACUAGAAGAAGCUUUCAACAUGUCUAAAUAUCUUUUACAGGAUCAUGAUUAUACCUCUAUAGAAUCACCUUUAGAAGAGAAAGUUAAACCUGUAAUAACCUUAAAUAUGUCUACUAAUCCUAUUUUAGAAGAACCUACACCAUCCGCAGCGGUUUUUAAAGAAACCAUUUUAAUGCCACCCUUAUUGAAUAAACCACAGAAAACUGCAAGAGUUUCUAAGAAAUUAAAUACACCGCCACCUUUAUUUCCUAAACCUGCACAGCCAAUUGAGAAUAAACCAUUCAAUAUAAGUUUAGCUGAUAAGCUUAUAAAUCUUUUGAAUGAAACCGUUUUGAAUCCCAAUUUUCUGCAAGCAGAAGAGGAUAAUAUUGUAAUAAUAAAAAAUACUGGUUCCAGUAACGCAGAAACAAGUAGUUUUUUGAAGAAUUUUAUGAAUUGCGAAACAUCAAAACCUAAAAAGUCCCCAGAAAGCAGUAAGACAAAUAAAUCUGCUACUAUAUUGCCUACAUCAAACAAACAUACGCGUCCAAUUUAUACUUUAAACUAUGGCCAACAAAAUGUUCCUUCAAGAAAACCUUCGUUUUUAGGCAACUUUUUACCGCCAAUAUUGUUAAAAAAUACCAAAUUACAAAAAAGAGUUGCUAAGCGGACUUUGAAAGAGAUAACUGUUUUUGAAAAGGUUUAUAAAACCAUGAAAACAAGACCUCCUAAGGAACUCGGGUCAGGUGAAAUUAUUUUAGACAAUCUAAUUAACACUAACAAAGCUAAUGAAGGGCAAAUGUUAAAUCAAACUCCUUUAAGUCGUUGUCUCAAGAGAACGGAAAGCAUGGCAACAGAACCUGACAAUAGAAACUCUACUUUAGAAAGUGCCAAACAAAAGCCCACAGAGCUUGUUUUUGAGUUUACACCCGAAGAUAUAAUUGUUUCACUGCUGGAGUAUAUAAAAGAUCAUCCAGUUUUAUGGGAAUUUCAUAAUCAACCAUUCAAUAAAAUGUACAACAAAGCCAUUGAAGAAAUAUGUACGGCAAUUAACAUCAAAUGGUCACUACAUAUAACUCCUUUGAAAAUGAGACGUAGUAUUAAUCGAAUAUUAAGAUUUUAUCGUUUAAUGCUACCCAAAGAAAGUAUAGAUCAUUUCGAGGAAUAUUUCAAUAAAUGUGCGCUCUUUUUACCAGAUUCUAUUGAUAAAAUCCCGCGCGCUCGUUGUGACUAUUGUGCUGUAUGUUACGAAACAGAUAGAGAACUGAGAAAACAUUUACUAGAGAAACACAAAUCUUUAAAAUGGCCUUAUAAAUGUCAACAAUGUCGCGAACGUUUUAGAGAACGUGAUGAAUACGAGCUACACAAACACCUGACACACUAUGAGGAAGUCUUUAAAUGUGAACAAUGCCAUAAGAGGUUUUAUCGCCGUAACUUAUACAAUAAACAUAUAAGUUCACACGAACGAACUCUAGUGCGGCGAUUAGAAAGACCGUUGUUAAAUAACCAAAAACCUUUAUUCCAUGUCUGCAAAUUUUGUAGCAAGACAUUUUCAAAAAGCGAAUAUUUAAAUCGUCAUGAACUAAUUCACACUAGGCGUUUCAAUUGUAAUCUCUGUUCCAAGACUUUCAGUUUAAAAUCAUCCCUAAAGGAACAUUUAAGGAGACAUAGUCAAACACUAGACUAUAUAUGUGAAAUGUGCGGAAAGGGCUUUAUACGUAAAGCAAGUCUCAGAAAACAUAUGGAUACACAUACUGGCGAAAAAAUAACCUGCAACAUUUGCAACUUAAGACUAAGAAAGUGUAGUUUAUCUCGUCAUUUGCGGCUUGUGCAUGUUGCCACGGAAGGUACCAUUGAAAGUACAUUUCGUUCGAAAUGUUAUCAUUACAAAAAAUAUUUACAUCCUACAAAUACUCGUCAAGGAAACAAACGCAUUUCAAAUUUACCACGUCAAUAUGUGUGUAAAAUGUGUAAAACUUCAUUCGAUCGUCUUAAACUGCUCAAAGAUCACAAUAAAGAAUUUCACACGGAUGUUCAAAAAACUCCGUGUCAAAUUUGUAAUUUUGAAUUCAAAUAUAUUCCUAAUCUUAAGCGACAUUAUCAAUAUAAGCAUAACCUACACAGAUAUCAGAUUUUUAAAUUAGUCGAUCAGAAUGAAGAUUUGAAUACUGUGUUGGCAAUGAAUGAAGAAGAGUUACAGAAAAUGACACAAGCAGAAUUGAUGGCACAAUUAACUAAAGAGCAAGCUAACACAAAAAACUAUAUACAAUAUAAAAACGAUAAGAUUUACUUUGAGCCGGAUAGAAUAAACAGUAAUAAGAUACAGGAUGAAAUAAUGAAAGCUGUGGAAAGUAUCGAUAAGCAGGAUAUUAAAAUUGAUGAUGAUCAUUCAAUGACUGAGUUUUUUACCGAUCUCCUGAAGCAGUAAAAUAUAAUACCAGUGGCUGGUUCCAUUUAAAUAUUUUGUGUAUAAAACUAACUUUAUUUAGUUAUUAAAAAAUAAAGUUUUCAAAGUUUAAAAAAAUAAGAUUUUCUAUGGAAUACUUAUAGCUAUGGAAUAGUAAGUUUAUAGAAUAAAAACGGUUUUUAACAAAGAAA